Messenger RNA from Pyrus x bretschneideri (Chinese white pear), 6444 nucleotides. RefSeq names its product callose synthase 3. Gene Ontology annotation, molecular function: 1,3-beta-D-glucan synthase activity. The record is from RefSeq and is a predicted model, not a curated record. Gene Ontology annotation, cellular component: plasma membrane; 1,3-beta-D-glucan synthase complex. Gene Ontology annotation, biological process: (1->3)-beta-D-glucan biosynthetic process. Lineage: Eukaryota; Viridiplantae; Streptophyta; Magnoliopsida; Rosales; Rosaceae.
UCUCUCUCUCCCCUCCACCCUUUUGCUUUCCCUUCGUUUUAGCUUAAACUUCCAGCAUCCCCCCCUUUCUCUCUAUCUGCUUUUCAGUUUCUCUCUCCUAGGGUUUCUUCUCUACUGGAAACACCCUCACUGCAAAGCACUCGUCUUUCUGUUGUUUUUAUGCUGGAUUUCAUGGCUUAGCUUCUCUGCUCCGGUGGUGACGUAGGAAGGAUUGAGCUCUGAAGUUUUGAUAGGAAGUGAAGGAGGAAAAUGGCGUCGUCGUCGAGAGGGGGUGGUUCGGAACAGCCACCUCAGCAGGCACUGCAGAGGCGGAUAAGCCGAACCCAGACCGCCGGGAACCUUGGGGAGACGGCAUUCGACAGUGAGGUCGUGCCCUCUUCCCUUGUCGAAAUCGCUCCCAUUCUUCGUGUUGCCAAUGAAGUCGAAUCGCACAAUCCUAGAGUUGCUUAUCUCUGUCGAUUUUAUGCCUUUGAGAAGGCUCAUAGGCUGGAUCCCACUUCUAGUGGACGUGGCGUUCGUCAGUUUAAAACUGCCCUUCUUCAACGUCUUGAAAGGGAGAAUGAUCCAACACUCAAGGGAAGAGUUAAAAAAAGUGAUGCACGUGAAAUGCAGAGCUUCUACCAUCAUUACUACAAAAAAUAUAUUCAAGCUUUGUCAAGUACUCAUAAAGCUGACCGUGCACAGCUUACCAAGGCAUACCAGACUGCCAAUGUUCUCUUUGAGGUUUUAAAGGCUGUUACAAUGACACAAUCUAUGGAAGUUGAUCGUGAGAUUUUGGAAGCUCAUGAUAAAGUUACAGAAAAGACACAGCUCUUGGUCCCUUACAAUAUCCUUCCACUUGAUCCUGAUAGUGCAAAUCAAGCAAUUAUGAAAUAUCCAGAGGUACAAGCUGCUGUUUUUGCUCUUCGUAACACCAGGGGUCUUCCUCGGCCAAAGGAUGACAAUAAGAAAAACGAGGAAGACAUUCUGGAUUGGCUUCAGUCAAUGUUUGGGUUUCAGAAGGAUAAUGUGGCAAAUCAGAGGGAGCACCUUAUACUUUUGCUUGCAAAUGUGCACAUAAGGCAGUUUCCAAAGCCUGAUCAACAACCUAAGUUGGAUGAUCGUGCAUUGACAGAAGUGAUGAAGAAGCUUUUCAAGAACUACAAAAAAUGGUGCAAGUAUUUGGGCCGGAAAAGUAGCCUUUGGUUACCAACAAUACAGCAAGAGGUGCAACAGCGCAAACUACUAUACAUGGGUCUAUAUCUUCUGAUAUGGGGGGAAGCUGCAAAUUUGAGAUUCAUGCCAGAGUGCCUUUGUUAUAUCUAUCACCAUAUGGCAUUUGAAUUGUAUGGUAUGCUCGCUGGGAAUGUCAGUCCAAUGACGGGAGAGAAUGUGAAGCCAGCCUAUGGUGGCGAAGAAGAGGCUUUCUUGAGAAAAGUUGUGACUCCAAUUUAUGAAGUGAUUGCAAAAGAGGCUGAAAGGAGUAAACGAGGGAAAUCAAAGCAUUCCCAGUGGAGAAAUUAUGAUGAUUUAAAUGAGUACUUUUGGUCAGUGGAUUGUUUCCGGUUAGGCUGGCCAAUGCGUGCAGGUGCUGAUUUCUUUUGCAUGCCUAUUGAUCAGCGUCAUUUUGAUAAAAUUAACGAGGAUAAAAAGCCAGCUAGUGGAGAUCGAUGGGUGGGGAAAGUUAAUUUCGUUGAGAUACGAUCAUUUUGGCAUAUUUUUAGAAGCUUUGACCGCAUGUGGAGCUUCUUUAUUCUAUGUUUACAGGUUAUGAUAAUUGUUGCUUGGAACGGCUCGGGGCAACCUACUGCAUUAUUUAAUGGUGAUGUAUUCACGAAAGCAUUGUCUGUCUUCAUAACUGCUGCUGUAUUGAAACUUGGGCAAGCGUUUCUAGAUGUAAUUCUUAGCUGGAAGGGUAGGCGGAGUAUGUCAUUCCAUGUUAAGUUGAGAUACAUUUUGAAGGUCAUCACAGCUGCUGGGUGGGUGGUAAUUCUACCGAUUACUUAUGCAUAUAGUUGGAAAAACCCUCCUGCGUUUGCUCAAACUAUCAAAAGUUGGUUUGGCAAUGGUGGACAUCAACCUUCUUUGUUUAUCUUGGCUGUUGUUAUCUACUUGUCACCAAACAUGCUGGCUGCGGUGCUGUUUCUGUUCCCAUUUAUUCGUAGAUUCCUUGAGAGAUCAAAUUAUAAGAUUGUGACGUUUAUGAUGUGGUGGUCACAGCCUCGACUUUAUGUCGGGAGGGGAAUGCAUGAGAGCACAUUUUCCCUUUUCAAGUACACAAUGUUUUGGGUACUUCUCAUAAUUACCAAGCUGGCAUUCAGUUACUAUAUAGAGAUAAAACCUUUAGUUGGUCCAACAAAAGCCAUCAUGAGUGUACGUGUAACUAAUUUUCAGUGGCACGAGUUUUUUCCCCGUGCAAAGAACAAUAUCGGUGUUGUGAUUGCACUCUGGGCUCCAAUUAUCCUUGUGUAUUUUAUGGAUACCCAGAUUUGGUAUGCCAUUUUCUCCACAAUAUUUGGAGGAAUUUAUGGUGCAUUCCGUCGUCUUGGAGAGAUUCGAACAUUAGGAAUGCUGAGAUCUCGUUUUCAAUCACUUCCUGGUGCUUUUAAUGCCCGUUUGAUUCCGGCCGAAAAGAGUCAACCAAGGAAGAAAGGACUGAAGGCUACUUUGUCUCGCAACUUUGCUCAGGUUGAAGUCAACAAAGAGAAAGAGGCAGCAAGAUUUGCUCAAUUAUGGAACAAGAUAAUAAGCAGUUUCCGAGAGGAGGAUCUUAUAAACAAUAGGGAGAUGAACCUUUUGCUUGUUCCUUAUUGGGCUGAUCGUGAUUUAGGCCGCCUUACUCAGUGGCCUCCAUUUUUACUUGCCAGCAAGAUCCCGAUAGCAUUAGACAUGGCCAAGGACAGCAAUGGCAAGGAUAAAGAGUUGAAAAAGAGGAUUGAGGCUGACAAUUACAUGUCUUGUGCUGUUUUGGAAUGUUAUGCUUCAUUUAGGAACAUAAUCAAGCUUCUGGUUCAGGGAGAACGUGAGAAAGAGGUUAUAGAUUAUAUAUUUUCUGAGGUUGACAAGCACAUAGAGGCGGGUGACCAUGUUGAAUACAAGAUGAGUGCUCUUCCUAGCCUCUAUGAUCAAUUCGUUAAGCUCAUCAAACAUCUGCUGGACAAUAAUAAGGAUGAAAGGGAUCAAGUUGUGAUUCUGUUCCAGGACAUGCUGGAGGUAGUGACUAGAGACAUAAUGAUGGAGGACCAUAUAUCCAGUUUGGUAGAUUCAAUCCAUGGCGCGUCUGGCCAUGAAGGGAUGAUGCCCCUUGAUCAACCUCAACAGUAUCAGUUGUUUGCGUCUUCUGGGGCUAUCAGAUUUCCUAUUCAACAAGUAACAGAGGCGUGGAGGGAAAAGAUUAAGCGUCUUUAUCUUUUGCUUACGACAAAAGAGUCUGCCAUGGAUGUACCGUCCAACUUAGAAGCUAGAAGGCGGAUUUCAUUCUUCUCAAAUUCAUUGUUUAUGGACAUGCCUCCAGCACCAAAAGUUCGAAAUAUGCUCUCUUUCUCUGUUUUAACUCCUUACUACACCGAGGAGGUUCUGUUUUCAUUGCGUGAUUUGGAAGUGCCAAAUGAAGAUGGGGUUUCAAUUCUCUUCUACUUGCAAAAAAUUUACCCAGAUGAGUGGAACAAUUUUCUUCAGCGUGUCAAUUGCACCAGUGAAGAGGAGCUUAAAGGAUCAGAUGAAUUGGAAGAAGAACUUCGCCUUUGGGCAUCAUAUAGAGGGCAAACUCUGACUCGUACUGUAAGGGGAUUGAUGUACUACCGGAAAGCUUUGGAGCUUCAGUCUUUUCUCGAUAUGGCCCAAGAUGAUGAUUUAAUGGAAGGCUAUAAGGCCAUAGAAUUGAAUUCUGAGGAUCAAUCAAAGGAAGGCAGGUCACUGUGGGCACAAUGUCAAGCAGUAGCUGAUUUGAAAUUUACAUAUGUGGUAUCAUGCCAACUAUAUGGGAUACACAAGCGAUCUGGUGAUCCUCGUGCUCAAGACAUUCUGAGGCUUAUGACAACAUAUCCAUCACUACGUGUGGCAUAUAUUGAUGAGGUUGAGGAGCCUAGCAAAGAUAGUUCCAAGAAGAUGAACCAAAAAGUUUAUUACUCUACUCUAGUAAAGGCUGCUCUACCAAAGUCAAUUGAUUCUUCAGAGCCCGUACAAAAUCUGGACCAAGUAAUUUAUCGCAUAAAGCUUCCAGGACCUGCUAUUUUGGGUGAAGGAAAACCAGAGAAUCAAAAUCAUGCCAUUAUUUUCACACGUGGAGAAGGCUUGCAAACAAUGGAUAUGAACCAGGAUAACUACAUGGAAGAAGCCUUGAAGAUGAGGAAUUUGCUGCAAGAAUUUCUCGAGAAGCAUGAUGGGGUGAGGCAUCCUACAAUUCUUGGACUUAGGGAGCAUAUAUUUACUGGAAGUGUUUCUUCUCUAGCUUGGUUCAUGUCAAAUCAGGAAAACAGUUUUGUCACUAUUGGUCAGAGACUGUUGGCCAAUCCUCUCAAGGUUCGAUUCCAUUAUGGUCAUCCGGAUGUGUUUGAUAGGCUCUUUCACCUUACCAGAGGGGGUGUCAGUAAAGCAUCCAAGGUUAUCAAUUUGAGUGAAGACAUAUUUGCUGGCUUUAAUUCCACACUCCGUGAAGGCAAUGUAACUCAUCACGAGUACAUACAAGUUGGGAAGGGAAGAGAUGUGGGCCUUAACCAGAUCUCUAUGUUUGAAGCGAAAAUAGCUAAUGGAAAUGGGGAGCAGACACUCAGUCGAGAUAUAUACCGACUUGGACACCGUUUUGACUUUUUCCGAAUGAUGUCUUGCUAUUUCACCACAAUUGGUUUCUACUACAGUACUCUGAUAACUGUGCUGACUGUGUACGUCUUCCUUUAUGGACGCCUUUAUCUGGUUCUUAGUGGACUUGAAGAGGGUUUGAGCACUCAACGAGCAAUUCGAGACAACAAGCCUCUUCAAGUAGCUCUUGCGUCUCAAUCAUUUGUUCAAAUAGGAUUUUUGAUGGCGUUGCCUAUGUUGAUGGAAAUUGGUUUGGAGAAGGGUUUCCGAACUGCACUAAGUGAAUUCAUAUUGAUGCAAUUGCAAUUGGCCCCGGUAUUUUUCACAUUUUCACUUGGAACGAAGACCCACUAUUAUGGAAGGACAUUACUUCAUGGUGGUGCGAAAUAUAGAUCUACAGGCCGUGGGUUUGUGGUUUUCCAUGCCAAAUUUGCUGACAACUAUAGGCUUUACUCCCGCAGCCACUUUGUUAAGGGCAUUGAGCUCUUAAUUUUACUUGUCGUGUACCAGAUCUUUGGUCAUACUUAUAGAAGUGCUGUUGCGUACAUUUUGAUCACUGCAUCUAUGUGGUUUAUGGUGUUUACCUGGCUCUUUGCUCCCUUUCUGUUCAAUCCAUCUGGGUUUGAGUGGCAAAAGAUUGUUGAUGAUUGGACGGAUUGGAAUAAGUGGAUAAGCAACCGUGGGGGUAUAGGUGUUCCACCUGAAAAAAGCUGGGAAUCAUGGUGGGAGGAGGAACAAGAGCAUCUCCGAUAUUCCGGAAAACGUGGUAUUGCAGCUGAGAUACUGUUAUCCUUACGGUUCUUUAUCUAUCAGUAUGGGCUCGUAUAUCACCUGAACAUCGCAAAGCAUACCAAGAGUGUUAUGGUUUAUGGCAUUUCGUGGCUGGUGAUUGUCCUUAUUUUGUUUGUUAUGAAGACUGUGUCUGUUGGGAGGCGAAAGUUCAGCGCAGAUUUCCAACUUGUGUUCCGGCUGAUCAAGGGACUAAUAUUCAUAACUUUCGUGUCCAUUUUGGUCACUUUGAUUGUGUUGCCUCACAUGACCCUGCAGGAUAUCAUCGUCUGCAUUCUUGCUUUCAUGCCAACUGGUUGGGGAAUGCUUCUGAUUGCACAAGCUUGCAAGCCUGUUGUGCACAGGGCUGGUUUAUGGCCAUCAGUUCGGACUCUUGCUCGCGGCUUUGAGAUUGUUAUGGGUCUCCUUCUAUUCACCCCGGUUGCAUUCUUGGCCUGGUUUCCUUUUGUUUCCGAAUUCCAGACUCGUAUGCUCUUCAACCAAGCAUUCAGCAGAGGUCUGCAGAUUUCUCGUAUUCUUGGCGGGCAACGGAAGGAUCGCUCAUCCCGGAACAAGGAGUAACCUUACUAGUAACAAGAGCAACAUCCGAGCUCAUUUUUCGAUCGCCUCGCUACCGUCGGCGGACUUAGCUAAACAAUAUCUCCUUCAUAUGUGUUGUAAUUAUUAGUGUGUUUGGGUUGCGUUUUUGUUAGUUCCACCUGACUGACCUGCAACCUCGUCAGUUGUCAGAUCUUAUUAAGAUGCAUUAUGCGGGGUGUGAUCAAGCAGACGGAAGACCAUAUGCAGUAGAAGACGUAUGUGGUUAUGUAUAUCAUUGAUGGUGUAUGGGGAGCGUAUAUCGAUUCUAUAUCCAGUUUUUAGCAGCCGAUCGAUUAAUCA